Molecule: messenger RNA, 1397 nt
Organism: Pseudonaja textilis
Lineage: Eukaryota; Metazoa; Chordata; Lepidosauria; Squamata; Elapidae
Gene: MTERF3
Product: mitochondrial transcription termination factor 3
Biological process (GO): mitochondrial ribosome assembly; mitochondrial transcription; regulation of DNA-templated transcription
Cellular component (GO): mitochondrion
Molecular function (GO): double-stranded DNA binding
Source: RefSeq, a predicted model, not a curated record
GGGGUGCCUCGCUGCAGCUGGGCAGGCGUUGGACACCCUCACCCUGCUUCCUUCAGGCGCAGCUUCGAACGGCGGGCCCUCGAAGGAGAAAAAAACCCCGCGGGAUCGAGAGCUUGCAGCGUUGCCUGGUCCGGGGUGCAGCCGGAUCUUAAUCAGUAAGAUGCCUUUGUGGACUCGACAGUUAUCCAGAUGCUGCUCUUUGUUAAAUGCAUACAAUACUAUAAAGAGUGCAGAGCUGAGAAAGGAAUCAGUAAUAAUGUGGACACCUUUUCUUGAACCAUCAAUGUUGAAGUGCCUUUGUCCUUACGGAUAUUAUUGCCACAUGCUGUUAAAGAACUUUAGAACUUUGCAUCUGGAGAAUCACAGGCAGUUCUGCAGCUCAAGUACUGAACCCCACCAGACUUCACUUUCUGUCAUUGACAAGCCGAAACCUGAGAUAGUACCUAUUUUAGAUACCGAAGAAUUGCUUCAAGAUUUGGACUAUGGCUUGCCUAUAUCUCCCUUGGAGAAAAUUUCAGAAGAUGAGUCUCUUCAAAUCAAAGCUGCACCACCACCUCCGUUAGAAUCUUUCUCACUUAGAGAUUAUGUUGACCAUUCGGAAACAUUGCGCAAAUUAGUGCUUCUAGGAGUCAACUUGUCCAUUGUGGAAAAACAUCCAAAUGCAGGCCAGCUUCUUGUAAAACUCGAUUUUGAAACUGAUAUUAAAAAAAUCCUUCUAUUUCUUAAUGAUAUUGGUUUGGAAGAUACACAAUUUGGGGCAUUUCUCACUAAAAAUCCUUAUAUUCUCAAUGAAGAGGUUGAAGAUCUAAAAACAAGGGUUGACUAUCUAAUAUCAAAAAAAUUUUCCAAAGAAGCAGUUACACAAAUGGUCUUAAGGGCUCCAUGUUUACUCCUCCUUUCUGUGGAAAAUCUGGAUGAUAGAUUGGGUUUCUUCCAAAAUGUACUUGGACUAAAUCCAAGAAAGACUAGAAAUCUGGUAACCCGUCAUCCAAGAUUGCUAACUGGCAAACUUGAACCGAUUGAAGAAAAUCUUGCAGUAUAUGAAGAAGAACUUGGAUUUAGUAAGAAUGAAAUCCGUCAUAUUGCACACACAGUCCCUAAAAGCUUAAGUACAGGCAAAAAGAAGUUAACACAGAUUUUUGAUUAUGUGCAUAAUGUAAUGGGCAUUCCCCACCAACUUAUGGUACAUUUUCCUCAGAUUUUUAAUGCAAAGUUAUUACGAAUCAAAGAAAGACAUCUCUUUCUUAAGUUCCUGGGAAGAGCCCAAUAUGAUCCAGAGCAACCAAGCUACAUCUCCUUGGAAAAAUUGAUAACCUUGCCAGAUGAUGUGUUUUGUGCUGAAGUUGCUAAAACAGAAAUAACAGACUUUGAAAAGUUUUUGAAAACGCUGUAAAGAA